UUUUCAUGAUUUACAUGUUACUUGGUUAAAAAUAUGGCUGCGUCAUUGCAUUUUCAUCGCAGCUUGUAUUCUAUAUAGAGGUGCAAGUGCUCUUCUUCGUUCUCUCUAUCUGUACUAUUAUAUUCAAAGUAAAUUUCAAGUCACAAUCAAAAGUUCUUCAAAAUGGCAGGCUUCUUAUCCAGGUUCCACAACUCGAAAUUUUACCCCCUCCUUCAACGAAUCCUCCGCACCCUACAAUUCCUAUCGGCCCUCGCGUCUCUUAUCGUUUUCUCUAUUCGCAUCCGAAAGAUUUAUAAACUCUAUCGCAGUAUUUCUCACGCAGAGGGGGCCAUUGAAGGUAUCCUCGCUGCCGCCAUUGCUUACACUCUUGCAAUUAUGGCGUUGAAACUAUGUAUGCGAAACGGCGGACCGAAAUUCCUUCGUUGGAUCCUAGUUGUGCUCGACGUAGCUUUUGUGGGAGCUUUUAUUGCUGUCGCUGUGUUGACGAGCCCGAACGGUGGGAAGGCUGGACCUUGCUAUGGCCAGAGGAAGAAGAUUGCAGCGCAGAGUGAUUAUGCCAACGACCCAGGAUGCCAAUUGCCUCUUGGGACUUUUAUCACAGCUAUUGUUAGCACUAUUCUUCAUGCUUUGACUGCCAUCUUCCAAGAUACUCGUGAGCGUCACAGAGAGCACAAAGCUGUUAAGGAGGAAUAUUAUAAUGGAGACAGCAACAGCGGCAGAACCGCAAUCAGCUCCACCCACUACAACCAAGAUCGCUCAGCUGUUUAGGAACUUGUUUGUUACAUCUUGGCUUGAUAGCUAGUCAUCACGUAAAAGCGUUGAUCAGGAUGUAGUGGGAGCAAUAGGGAGAGCAGUGAACAAAGAUUUAUAUCAGCAGAUUAUGUUUCCCCAGUAGAUAGAACCUCGUGCUCAACUCAAAUAGAAAAUUUAUUUACUUAUUUAUUA
Botrytis porri is the source of this 945-nucleotide messenger RNA. RefSeq lists its product as uncharacterized. NCBI's taxonomy places the organism in Eukaryota, Fungi, Ascomycota, Leotiomycetes, Helotiales, Sclerotiniaceae. Bases 163 to 768 code for a protein of 201 amino acids. The record is from RefSeq and is a predicted model, not a curated record. The transcript is spliced from 3 exons.